This is a messenger RNA of Helianthus annuus (common sunflower), 481 nucleotides long. Its product is annotated as putative general negative regulator of transcription C16C9.04c. Gene Ontology annotation, biological process: protein ubiquitination. The annotation marks the transcript as partial. Lineage: Eukaryota; Viridiplantae; Streptophyta; Magnoliopsida; Asterales; Asteraceae. The record is from RefSeq and is a predicted model, not a curated record. Gene Ontology annotation, molecular function: nucleic acid binding; ubiquitin-protein transferase activity. Gene Ontology annotation, cellular component: CCR4-NOT complex. The transcript is spliced from 4 exons.
AUAUCUCGGACAGCAGCUGGCGCCAUACAGCAUUUUGCAAACAAUACUUGUAGCGUAUAUAUUACUUACUCAAAGGAGGAUGAAGCGGUUCGAAGUAUACAGUCAGUACAUGGGUUUGUUUUAGAGGGUAGACCAUUGAAAGCCUGUUUUGGGACUACAAAGUACUGUCAUGCAUGGCUGAGAAGCAUGCCUUACACCAAUCCUGACUGCUUAUAUUUGCAUGAGUUCGGAUCACAAGAGGAUAGCUUCACCAAAGAUGAAAUAAUCUCUGAAUAUACAAGGUAUUCAGCUUAUAGAACAUAGUAUUUGACCAUUCUGCGUAAAAUGAUACGUUAAUGAUACAUAAUAUAAGCAAAGAUCCAAAGUAAUAAUAGCUUCACAAGGCACCUGAUUAAUGGACUUGAAGCAUCUUUUGAUCCAGAACUAAAAACUUGCAUGAGUUUUACUGAUAAAGGAGGUCCAGUAGAUCUCAGUACAGUGG